This is a messenger RNA of Schistosoma haematobium, 5890 nucleotides long. RefSeq lists its product as uncharacterized. The record is from RefSeq and is a predicted model, not a curated record. Lineage: Eukaryota; Metazoa; Platyhelminthes; Trematoda; Strigeidida; Schistosomatidae. Gene Ontology annotation, molecular function: aspartic-type endopeptidase activity. The transcript has 5 exons. The coding region runs from base 828 to 1541 and encodes 237 amino acids. Gene Ontology annotation, biological process: proteolysis.
GUCAAUAAAACAUGAUGAAAACUAAAUAAAAAUGACAUAAACAUCACUACGUUUCAGCAUACUCAAACCGAUUUCAAUGAUUCUAUUCAUAAUUAUCGGUUUCCUACCAUAUUUAUAUGGUGAGAUUGUGAGAAUUCCUCUCCACCCUUUGAAAAGAUCUGAUUCAUUGGUGGGACUUGGUGCGACUUACUUUAAGCCUUCGACGAGAAAAUGGAAGUAUGAAUGGAAUAAGCAGAAUACAUCUACACCGGAACAAUUGAUUAAUUAUGAAAACGUAAGUGUAUCAAUCAUGUUCAUAGUAUGAAAUCCAACUUAAUGUAUAUCUAAUAAGCAACACGAAAUAUGAAGACUUUCAUUCUUGUGUUUGAAAUAAACUAAGUGGACUAUUUUCCAAAAGUAACCACGAUGACACAGCGACGUAGAAGUUGAAGUUAUGGUGUUUAACUGUUGAAGUAUGCCUGUGAAAAUCGAUACAACGGAAUAUUGCUCAUUGAUAUAAUUCUCAACAGGCAAAGUAUCAUAGAUUCAUUGAAAAAUCCGGCAAUUUAAUCACCGAUACAAAUAACAAAAUAUCAUGACCAGAAGUGCAUAUUAUCUGAAAGUUAUUUCAAAUUAAAAGAAUUUUUAAGGUAUAGAAGAAUAAUUAUUAUUUGCAUAUCACACUGUCUAAAUGUUGAAUGCGAAAUAAUCUUUUAAUUUAGCUUCAGUAUUAUGGUGAGAUAUCAGUUGGAACUCCACCUCAAAAGCUACGAGUAUUGUUUGAUACAGGAUCCACUGACACAUGGUUAGCUUCAAGGAAGUGUUGGUUUCUUGAUAUAUUUUGUUGGAUGUUUUCGUUUUACGAUAGCUCGAAAUCGUCGACUUUUGUAGCAGAUGGUUCCAAUUUUAAUGUCCAAUAUUUAGACAGUAAUUACUCUGGAUUUUGGAGUAUGGACACUAUACGAAUAAACCCGUUGGAGAUUCGGAAUCAAGCGUUUGCUGAAAUGAGGAGUAUAUUUAAUCUCGAUUACUUAUCUGAUAAAUAUGAUGGAAUAAUUGGCAUGUCGAAUAGACGGAUAUCGGAAUAUGGAAACAUUCCAAUGUUCCCGAAUAUACUAGCUAAUGGUGUGAAUAUGAACCCAAUAUUUUCAUUUUAUUUAAAUCGUUUGCAAAUAAAUGGGAUAAACUUUUGCAACAUAUGUUCUGCUGUUAUUGAUACUGGAACAUCUUUAAUUAUUGGACCAAAUGAACAAGUGGAAAGAAUCAAUUCUUUACUUCAUGCUUUUGAUAAUUUUGGAAGAAACGUCAUUGACUGUGGUCGAAUUGAUAUGCUCCCUUCGAUUGAGUUCAUAUUUCAUAGGAAAAAGUACAUUCUGAAGCCACAACACUAUGUAGUCAAGGAGACCGAUUUCUUUAAAACAAUUUGUUUGUCACCUUUUCAAUCUCAUUUUUCGUUACCUCCUAACUAUUGGGAUCUUGGUGAUGUUUUUAUGGGAAAAUUCUAUACUGUAUUCGAUUUCGGUCAGAGAAGAAUUGGACUGGCUGAUGCUGUGGGAGCAUAGAGAUGAGCUCAUUGACGAAAAUAAAUGGUUGUAUGCAAUAAAAAAGAAAUAAAUAAACAAAUUGUUUGUGUCAAUAUACACGCAUUGUGAAGUUGGUGUAAGAAGAAAAGGUGUAUAUCUAUAUAUGUAUAUAUGUUUAGUGUUAAAUUUUUUCGUAAGACGCUACUUAUGAAUUGUCUUGAUAGAACAUUUUUGUUACAAGGAUUAUAAUAAUUUGAGGUAGCAAUUGGGAACCAUUAAUUUUCGAUAGGAGGAUUGCGAUAUCCUACUGAAGUAUAAAUAGUGUAUCGUGGGGCGGUAUAAUAUCUGUAGUGUCGGUAAUUAUGCCAAGCCCAUAUACCUUAUUCGAGCUUCCGGACAUCCCAUUUUAUUCAUUCUACUCGAGCCAUACUUUGACCUUGUUAUUUAUUCGCUUAUCAAUCUAGACUGUUUUUAUAUGAGCGUAUAUGUGUGUGCCCUUCUUAUUCCAUUAAUCACAUGUCUGUAGCUUUAUUUUGUCUGACUAUAAAUAUUGAGUAACGCUUGACAAAGAUGGAGUUGGCUUCCCAGCCAUCUUCCCUGCGUGUCAUUUUGCUCUGUUCUAUUACAUUCACUUUACAUACAAAAUAUAUGUAUUCAAAAUCCCAUUCUCGUUAUUUGACUUAUCUAAAUUCCGUUAUUGACUAACGUGAUUUAGGUCGACGAUGAUAUACGAGAAAAGGCGAUAACAAACAUCCAUACAAUAUAAAUUGGAGUCAGAUCAACGGGCCACUAAAUAUCUAUAAGGAGAGAGGUUUAGUAAACAUGUUGAGUAAAAAUAAUAACUAAGCACUGUAUGUUCUUAAAAUUUCAUCGGUGGAACAAAAUGGAGUUAUAAGUUUGAUUAUUUUUAAAGGGAGGAUCGAGCUACAGGUAAUAAUAAAUCAGAAAAUAGUGGUAUCGAUUUUACUUCAUUCACAGAUUAACAAAUUAUUCAGAAGUUCCGAAAACUUACAAGUAAUUCAUAAGAAGUAAGAGUAAGGAUGAGACGGUUUUAUUUUUGGUAAAGUUAUGCAUGAUAAAAUUAAGGAGAUCUACUUACUUGAUAGCACCAAUGUAUGCAAACGAUGGUUUAUUUAGUAUUGUGAAGACGACAAUAAGGUUUAGUUAGACUCUCCACUUUCAUAAAGGGUUGGGUUCAAGUAUACUGGAUGUGAAUUCGUAGUUUAUGGUAGAACCAUCCCUAGGUAUGCGUAGUGUUAAUCACAGCAGUAUUUAUUUCGAUCUAUGUUUAUUAUUAAUGUUGACGCUAUUCAGAAUGAAAGUGCAUCAUUCUAGGCGUAGUCGGGUACAUAAUUCGUGGAUUAAAAGGUGAAUCAUAUUUAUAGAAGUUACGUUGUAUGAAAUACAGAAUUAAUUUACAGUCAGAAGUCGGUGUUCAGACCUUUCCUGAAAAGAACAAACUGUAGAAAUACUUGGGUCUUAAAUUCACAACUGCAUGAAACCUAGAUAACGCCUCCCUAUUUAUUGUAAAGUCAAAAUAAAGUGGAUGAUUAAUAAGGCGAAUCUAUCCACAUUUAUAAGUGUCAAGAUCAAAAUCCCAUUUUCAGAACUACAAGGGGACUGUUGAGUUCAAUACUUAUACAGUCUUGUAUACGGUUGGACUCACAACAAGAAAAUAAAUACACUACAUCAAGAUUGGCCAAAAUACAGAGAAGGUGUAAACAUACAAGACUAAUCACAAAUCACACUCGUAUGUAUAUUAGUUAGACAUUUCACCUCUAACAGAAAUAGGCUCAUUAAAUCCUGACUCAAAUGUCAGUGUUAACUAUCGCUUAUAGAAUCUGUUUGAUGAAUUCGUACUAUUACAAAUUCAAGAGUGAAGAUAAACAUACUUACCUACUUAUUCACACCUGUGACCCCUCGUGAAUCAUAGGCAGCGAAUCACAGUUCUUUAACCAACUCUUUAUUCGGAUCUACUGUUCACUUGUUUCCAAGUGUUAAUUAUUCUUUUGUUGUCUGCAUCCAAUUCUUUGUGCAAUAUGUUGUUUGGUUUGCCUCUUCUCCCUGAAUCUUCAGGAUUUGCAGUUCAGGUUUGCCUCAUGAUGUAGUUUUAUGAUUACUGAAAUGUAUAUACAGUGUUUACACAAAACUAUUAGACUUUUGGUUAGAUAACGAUUCAACGACUAAAGGAGAUAUGGAUGCCAGCAACAAUGGGACAUAUCACACUUAGACGCUCAGAAUACAAAUUAUCAGGGUAUAUUUAUAGGAAUAUUCGUCAAUAUUAGAGCGAAUACUUUGACAGAAGUUGGGCGCCGGGUAUAUAGAAGACAUCAUUUGUAUAUCUUCUGAUAGGACGGGACCUAAAUGUAUAAAAAUCAAAGCACGCAAGCAAAGGUAUAAAAAUUUCGUAAUACCUUACCUAGUAGAUAUACUGUGUGACAAACAGGCUGUUGGAGAUGACCUAGUCGAUAACCUGUAUUCUUAUACAUGUCUCUAAUUGAAAAGUUGUAUAGAUUCACGUAAUUUUUCACCUUUUCCUUUUUUGUUUUGUAAAAGAAACUUGUGCUGUGAAUUCUAUAUUGUACCGAAAUAAAAUAUUGAAUAAAGCCAUUAACAAUAAUAAAAUAAUCUUAGCGAUUGAAACUUAAAUAAUUCCAACGUUACGUCCAGUAAACUUGUCUGAACCUCUUCUGGGUAAUAAUCAAAAUCAAAAUUUUCAAAGAAUAUAUAAUGUUUAACAAUCAAAUCAAAACUUCAUUGUGUUUAUCCAAUCAUAUUUAGAUGUUGGUUUUAGUAAGUAGGAUAACAUGAGUCAGUUAUACGCGGAUUAUGUGAAAAGUCCACAAUCUGAAGAUAACUGAAUGAAUUGUUUGUUUGUGUAUGUUUAAUUUUCAGGUUUUGGCACAUAAAAUAAAGAUUGAUAGCAGAAGCGCCGGGUUAAUAAGAGCUAAUAAGAGUUCUAGUGAGUAGUCGUGACCAGUAGAGCUAAUCCAAGUCAGAUUGAAACAGGUAUCUACCUCAGUAGAAUGGCAAAUGUUGGCGCGAUUUCGUAGAUUGGUUGGAGUUAGACAAUAACAUCGUUGGAUACCGGCUCAGUGGUUUGGAGGUUAAGCGUUCGUGAGCUAGACUGAAGGACCUGCGUUCGAGUCCCGCGGGUGGGAUCGGGGAUGCGCACUGCUGAGGGUACCCAUACUAGGACAAAAUGGCCAUCCAGUGACUCCAGGUUUUUAAUUGUGGUCUGAUGUCAAUCGAUUCAUGAUCUCAAUCAAAAACGAAUAAGAACAGCCUGAAUGGAAACGGUAUUCAACUAGCUACCACAUGGCAAAUGUUCAUUCACAAGUAAUCGGACUCUUUCUCUAUCCAACCUGUUUAUUUCAUAUGCAUCAUUAUUCUGACAGAAAUCAAUCUGGGUUAUUUUAGCAAUACAAUUAUGUAUUUGAUGGUUCGCACUUUACAUGCACAUUGACUACUCACAAAAAUUUCAACCUCAACUUGCACUUUUUAUAAAACAAAUUAACACCGAAUAUUAACUAUUAAUAACUCAGUCUUACACAUACAUACACAUAUAAUUCAUUCAGUCAUUUAUUUUGAUAUUGUGAACUUUUCACAUGAUCCUCAUAUAGCUGACUCAUGUUAUUGUACUUACUAAAGUCAACAUCUGAAUACGAUUGAAUAGCACAGUAUAGACUUGAUUUGAUUGUUAAACACUAUACAUUUCUUUAAUGAUUUUCACUUUGGUUAUUACCCUGAAGAGGUUCAAACAAGAUUGCUGGAUGAAACUAUGGAAUUAUUUUAAAUUACAAUCGCUGAGAUUAUUUCAAAUACAAUUUUCACAUAUAAUAUCAGUGUGUAUGUUUGUGAAAAAGAAAUAACGAUUAUGUUUGCGUUCAGGUUAUCAGAAAAGGACAAUGUUGGUGUAAAUACUUGAUGAAUGUCAGGUGGUUCGAAACACUAUGUACAUCACCAUUUGAAUUCGAUGAUCAUUAUAUCCUUGGUAAUGUUCUUAUGGAAAGAUUCUAUACUGUAUUUGAUUUCGGUCAGGAACGUAUUGGAUUGAUUUAUAUUUUAAAUCACAAGAAUUAACUGGACAAAUCUUAAUUGCAUAUGCAAUACAUCGCGAAUUUACGUUUUAGAAAUCCUCAUGCAAUUGCUAACUCUGAACAAAUGAUAUUUUGAAAUUUUACAUACGAUAUGUUGUAUUAGCUAUUUUCAUUCAAACUAUAAACGUGUUAAAAGCACGAAUCAACUUGUUACAUACUGCCUUAACUGUGUUUUGGUGUCUUACAAAAAAAAACUUAUUAUAGAUAGAAAUUCAAGACAAGAAGUUUCUUGUCUAUAAAAAUAGUCAACCUUAUACUAUGUAUUUGAGUUUGUUACUAACAUUUUCG